UGUAGUUGUGGGUGGCGCACAGAUACUGUCCACGGGGCUCGUAUCCACGCCUUCUCCUUUCCUUAUGUCCUCAUUCACUCCCCGCGGUCCGACAAGGAUUUUCCAUGGCGAACUUCUCUCCCUGUCCACUCUUCCACCUUCUUCUUCUGUUAUCUUGUUUCCUGACUGUGUCACAUGCGACUCAAGAUGACCUUGUAAUUGAUACCGAGCAUGGCAAAGUUCGAGGGAAGUUGCUUUCUGUGCUCGGUGGUAAUGUACGAGCAUUUCUAGGAAUCCCGUACGGGAAACCGCCUUUGGGGAAACUGAGAUUUAGUGCUCCACAGCCGGUAGACAGUUGGACAGGAGUGAAAGAUGCAACUCAAUUCCCAAAUUCCUGCUACCAGAUUUCCGAUACAACCUUUCCAGGGUUUCAAGGUUCUGAGAUGUGGAACCCGAACACCCCUUUAAGUGAAGACUGUCUUUAUCUGAAUGUCUGGUCACCACGUCUCAACCAAACCCAGCCCAAGUCCUCACCACUGGCUCCUGUUCUAGUCUGGAUCUAUGGAGGCGGGUUCAGUCAAGGAACAUCCUCUCUGGACAUUUAUAAUGGUCGCUUCUUGAGUAAAUCUGAAGAUGUUGUGGUUGUCUCAAUGAAUUACAGAGUCGGAGCUUUUGGUUUCCUCUCUUUUCCUGAUGACAAGAACUUCAAGGGCAACGCAGGCCUGCUGGACCAGCGCUUGGCCCUCCACUGGGUGGCCAAAAACAUAGCUGCUUUUGGAGGGGAUUCUUCAAAGGUGACUCUCUUUGGGGAGAGUGCUGGGUCGGCAUCUGUGGGCUUCCACCUGCUUUCUCCGGGCAGCCAUGGUCUUUUUCAAAGGGCUGUGUUGCAGAGUGGCUCUCCUAAUGCACCCUGGGCCACAAUCAGCCAGAAAGAGAGCUGGCACAGGUCUACGAAGCUGGCAGCACUACUGGGUUGUCCCCAAUCUCCUCCAUCUGAUAUGAAAGAUUGUCUGGUGCAGGCUGAUCCACUGAAAAUCUCAUCAGAGCAAUAUGAUGUUGUUGUACAGCCUACAAUCAUAAUCACACCCUUUGUCCCUUAUGUUGAUGGGGACUUCCUACCAGAUAAAGUUGAAGUGUUGCUUAGUACCGGCACAAUUCCAAAGAAAGAUGUGCUGUUGGGCUUGAACAAGGACGAAGGAACCUAUUUCCUAGUUUAUGGAAUACCUGGGUUCAACAUCACUGGUCAGAGUCUCAUCACCAGAAAUGAGUUCCUGAGAGGAGUGCCAAUUACAAUGCCACAUGCAAGCAAUGUCAUGAGGGAUGGGGCCGUGUUCCAAUACACUGAUUGGACAGAUGAGAAUAACAGAAUGUCAAAUCGUGACUCUCUGGGUAGUCUGGUUGGAGACCAAUAUUUUGUUUGUCCCGUGCUAGAGUUCGCUCAGAGGUACUCCCAACAUGGUGGUAAAACCUUCCUUUAUUUAUUUGACCACCGGUCCUCCGUCAAUCCUUGGCCAGAGUGGAUGGGCGUUUUGCACAGCGAUGAGCUGGAUUUUGUCUUUGGAAUGCCUCUGAAUGCAUCCCUGGGAUACACAAAGAAUGAAGUGAACAUGACAAAGAAGUUUAUGAAACACUGGGCCAACUUUGCCCGCACAGGGAACCCAGGCAUUGAUGGAAAUAACUGGCCCGUGUUCCACCCCGAACGGCAGGAGUAUGUCACUCUGAACUACAACCAGCACCAACAAAAGAGAAUGAUGAGAGCUAAAGAGUGUCACCUCUGGAACACAUUCAUCCCAAAAGUACAGAAAGUCUCAGAUGAUCUGCUGUCUUGUGUGAAAGCAAAUGGGAUUAUACUCCACUGUAACUACACCUUCCUCCUCAUUGUAUUAGUAAUACAUUUAACCUUUUAAUACAGUGAAGAGACCUGCCUUCUAUAGAGAUAUAUUCAAAUUUUUAAGAUGUGUAUUCUUUGAAGUGUGGUUUGGAUAAACGAAUGCCCCUACUUUUUUGCAACCGUUAUUUCAAUAACCAGCAUUCACAGUAAUUGUUUAACUAAGAGAUGCUGUUCACAUAUUGUGGUAAAAGCAACAUAACGGACGAAGCUGCACCAUUUAUUCUGCAGGCAUCGGCGCUGCACAAUGCCCAACAAUCGAAUAGUGUUUUAAGUUAUGAUCAUUCUAUUUCUCACUAUAUUCAGCUACCAGUUUUUUUCUGCAUGUUUAAGUCUUUCUUUCAAACGUGUUUAUAUAAACUGCACUCACAGUAAACAUUAAAGUGAACUUGUAUUGGAAAAAUGAUUGUAAACAUCAUCCAGCCAAUACAUUUUGAAGCUGCACUUGCACUAAUGCAUUUUUAGAAGAAAAGGCAAAAUUGGCAUAUUGAAACGUGAAAUCAUCUCAAUUGGGCAUCAGCACUCAUCUCAUUUGGGCAUCAGCACUUCCAUGUAUAGAAGACUACUCUAUCAUAAUUACAAUUAAAAGUUAAGUUGUUAUAACUGUGUUGUUCAUUGUUUUAAUCAGUCAAAUCGAUGAACGGAUUAUUAAAUAUUUGGAUAAAUGAUGAUCAACACUGA
This is a messenger RNA of Gasterosteus aculeatus aculeatus (three-spined stickleback), 2548 nucleotides long. NCBI's taxonomy places the organism in Eukaryota, Metazoa, Chordata, Actinopteri, Perciformes, Gasterosteidae. The record is from RefSeq and is a predicted model, not a curated record.